Molecule: messenger RNA, 5225 nt
Organism: Chrysemys picta bellii (western painted turtle)
Lineage: Eukaryota; Metazoa; Chordata; Testudines; Emydidae
Gene: PRKCI
Product: protein kinase C iota
Biological process (GO): protein phosphorylation
Cellular component (GO): cytoplasm; nucleus
Molecular function (GO): protein binding; ATP binding; diacylglycerol-dependent serine/threonine kinase activity
Source: RefSeq, a predicted model, not a curated record
CCUUCACUUUACAGGAUGCGAGAGAAGGUGGUGGGAGUUCCUGUCUUUUUCUGCACAGUUGGUCUUCGGAUAAAUCGCUUCGGUGCCUGACUAAGGAGAUUCGUGUUUGUUUCCUCCCCUUCCGGCCUAAGAGCGUAGAACAGUCCCCUCAACAGGUGCGCACUGGAGGAGACUAAGGAGGCAAUUGAUAGGGGGAUUGGGUGGGUGGUCUCUUCCUGCUCUCUCCGGAAGUAGUGGUGUAUCCUGUUCCCCCCAUUGCUGUGGAGUAUAGGCUGAUCCCGCCUCCUUCCCUCACCGGACUGGUUUGUCCUCAUCUUGCUUCCCUCCCUUUCGCUCCAAGAAAUGGUUUGCCCCUGCCUCCCGGUAUGGGCCCUUGGCUCGGCCCGUCCCAGGUGGGGCUGACUCUGAGGCGCUCGUAGCGGCUGGCCAGAGGCGGGACGGAAGAGCUUCCUGAAGCCUGUGCGGUGCGCUGCGCUGCGCUGCGCUGUUUGUGCCACUACAGGGGCCGCUCUCGGAGUCGUUCGUUUCCCCCCUUACUGCUUCUCUGGCGCCUCGGGGGGCCGGGGAGAUGCCGACUCAGCGGGACAGUAGCGGCGGCAGCACCAGCACCACCACCAUCAUGUCCCACCCGACGCUGGGCGGGAGUAGCCUCGGCGGGGAUAGCGCCCACCAGGUCCGGGUGAAAGCCUACUACAAAGGGGACAUCAUGAUAACCUAUUUUGAACCUUCCAUCUCGUUUGAAGGACUGUGUAAUAAGGUUCGAGACCUGUGCUUCUUUGACAAUGAACAGCUCUUCACUAUGAAAUGGAUUGAUGAAGAAGGAGACCCAUGCACAGUUUCUUCUCAGCUGGAGUUAGAGGAAGCCUUUCGGUUGUAUGAACUAAACAAGGAUUCAGAGCUUCUAAUUCAUGUGUUCCCUUGUGUACCAGAAAGGCCUGGCAUGCCUUGUCCAGGGGAAGAUAAAUCCAUUUAUCGUCGUGGUGCCCGGCGGUGGCGGAAGCUCUAUUGUGCAAAUGGUCAUACUUUCCAAGCGAAGCGAUUUAACAGGCGAGCUCAUUGUGCCAUCUGCACUGACCGAAUUUGGGGUCUGGGGCGUCAGGGAUAUAAAUGUAUCAACUGUAAACUCCUUGUUCACAAGAAGUGCCACAAACUUGUCAACAUUGAAUGUGGCCGCCACGCACUACAACCAGAGCCUGUAAUACCUAUGGAUCAGUCAUCAGGGCACCCAGAUAACAUAGAACCAGUGAUUCCAUAUAAUCCUUCUAGCCAUGAGAGCUUGGACCAUGUUGGUGAAGAAAAAGAGGCGAUGAGUAUUAGAGAAAGUGGCAAACCUUCUUCCAGUCUGGGCCUUCAAGAUUUUGAUCUGCUCAGAGUUAUAGGAAGAGGUAGUUAUGCUAAAGUACUACUGGUUCGAUUAAAGAAAACGGAACGCAUUUAUGCAAUGAAGGUUGUGAAAAAAGAGCUUGUCAAUGAUGAUGAGGAUAUUGAUUGGGUACAGACGGAAAAACACGUCUUUGAACAGGCUUCAAAUCAUCCUUUCCUUGUUGGCCUACACUCUUGCUUCCAGACAGAAAGCAGAUUAUUUUUUGUAAUAGAGUAUGUAAAUGGAGGUGAUUUAAUGUUUCAUAUGCAGCGGCAGAGGAAACUGCCUGAGGAGCACGCCAGGUUUUAUUCUGCAGAAAUCAGUCUAGCAUUGAACUAUCUUCAUGAGCGAGGGAUAAUCUACAGAGACUUGAAACUGGACAAUGUGUUAUUGGAUUCUGAGGGGCACAUUAAACUCACAGACUAUGGCAUGUGCAAGGAAGGAUUAAGGCCUGGAGACACAACCAGUACUUUCUGUGGAACUCCCAACUAUAUUGCUCCUGAGAUUUUGCGAGGAGAAGAUUAUGGCUUCAGUGUUGACUGGUGGGCAUUAGGUGUACUUAUGUUUGAAAUGAUGGCUGGCAGAUCCCCAUUUGAUAUUGUUGGAAGCUCCGAUAACCCUGAUCAAAACACAGAAGAUUAUCUCUUUCAAGUCAUUUUGGAAAAACAAAUCCGUAUUCCACGAUCCCUUUCUGUUAAAGCAGCAAGUGUUCUAAAAAGUUUUCUUAACAAGGAUCCAAAGGAACGUUUAGGCUGCCAUCCUCAAACAGGAUUUGCAGAUAUUCAGGGACAUCCAUUCUUCCGCAAUGUUGAUUGGGAUCUGAUGGAACAAAAACAGGUGGUUCCUCCAUUUAAACCAAAUAUAUCAGGUGAAUUUGGUCUGGAUAACUUUGAUUCCCAGUUCACUAAUGAACCUGUCCAGCUCACUCCAGAUGAUGAUGAUAUUGUGAAGAAGAUUGACCAAUCUGAAUUUGAAGGCUUUGAAUAUAUUAAUCCUCUUUUGAUGUCAGCUGAGGAAUGUGUCUGAUCUUUCGUUUCUGGACUGUGCCAUAUAUUGCAUCUAUCACUUGUUUUCUGCAUGGAUAAACAACUUGCCAUUUCGUUGCACUUGUAUCAAAUGAAAAACAUUUUAUCCUUGCCACCAGCUGUGGAGUCAGAGAUUUUUAAUCUUGGUUGUUACAACUUGCUAUCAUGCCGAACUUUUUGUGUUAGGUUGCAAAAAAAAAAUUUGAAAUGUUAAUCUACCAGCAAUCUUGCCAAAGUCUAAUUUUAAUAUAGAAGUAGCCAUUGUUGCUAACUCUUAGCUAGUGGAUUUUUCUGUUUAAACUGCUGUAAGUAAUGUAGUUGUCUGCUUAAAGAAAAAUCUUCUUACUGCUUUAAGAGCAUGUGUUGCAUUAGGGCACAUAAUGAAACAGCAUUAAAAGCCAUUAAUACUUGCAUUUUAACAGCAAGACUGACAAGACUUCAGUUCUGGUAAUUUCUAAAGCCUCUCUCCUCCAACUUUGCUAUGUACACUGAUCUUUCCACGUUUACAGUUGAACCUGUAGUGUUUCCCCAUACACUCAAAGGACAGUAGGACAGCAGUUCUUUAAAAUGGGUAGAGCGAAGGAGAGUGGCUGCUUUCUUGGACUAUGGAACAUUGAUUCUGUUCCAAGAGAAGAUAAUGCUCAUGUAAUUGAAUGAAUAGAUUCCACUCCUGAGCUACUUCUGAUUGAUAACCGGAGGUAACGCACACACUUUGGCAUGUGAAAAGUGAGUGCCUUUCCAAGCCUGUCCCUUUCAGCAAGGGCUGUAAGUGAUGUAAAGUAUCAGUUUAAAUGAGUGGAACUCACUUCAUUACUUUUUUUUUUUUAAGGAAAAAAUCUGCAUAGAGAAUUCUUUUUAGCAGAAAUGGGCAGCUAAUAUUCAAGAAUGUAGGACCUCAUGCUAUUUAUUCCUUAAGUUUUGGUAGAUCUGAAAUGGUUAUCUUACAGCUACAGCCUAGCUAAGGAGAAGACAGUAAAAUUAAUAGAAUCUUAUUGCCAUGCUGUUGGAAAAGCGUUCCAUCUUCCCAGUGGAAAAAAGAGUGCAUGUUUUUUAUUCAUGUAACCCAGUAUCUGAAAAGUGGAAGGACUAGCCACAGUGACUCCUGAACUUUUUUUGGUGUUUUUCAAUUUAUGAAUAAUCUCUUCCAAAUCUUAGGUGUCCACAAUGGACUCGAGCUAACUGGCAGGAAAAAUUGGAAUAAAUGAAAGUAAUUUAAACAAGAAGUGACUUGAUUGGAAGUGAGAUUCUUAUAAAUGUCCAUAUGGAUAGCUAAAUAUUCAAAUUAUUUUUUUGAAUCUGAGGGAUAUACUGGCUGAAGAGAUGCCAAAUAUAUUUUAUGCUUGGUUUUAAAGGAAAAGGGAUGUUAAGAGACAUUGAGUCAAAUCUAUAUAAAUGGCUAAAGCUAAACUGCUAAGUAUUAGUAAAAGCAGACUUAAUAGAACACUAUUCUGAAAACGCAACAUACCUUAGGGCUUGUCUACACUGUGCUGGCAAAGCACAUUAGGGGGGGUGAUUUGUAGAGUGCACUAAUAUUCUGCACUGUGUACACCUUGCUGGCCUGCUCUAAAAGGUACCUAGUUUGCAUUGAUGUCAUUGCAAGAACCAUGUAAACAAGCCUUUAGCAAGAGUUACCUAAGGUUAAUGAGCCUCCCCUCUGCUGCUGUUUUUUCCCUUGAACGCUAUAGUGCAUUGACACUAUAAUUUCAGUUUUGGUGGUGUGAAUUAUCUUCAUUUGUAUACUUAAACUGUUUCGGACACUGACUUAGUAGCUUUAAUAAAAGAGAUUGACACUACUUGGUACAUGCCCAUAGUACAGUACCUAGGCCACUUUUGUUUACAAGAUACAUUGUAGGACUAAUAUUUGAAAAAAUAUAUUAGGCUACAUUUUCAAAACUGACAAGCUGUUUUGGGUGCCUCAACUUUUGGGAAAUACUGAGUUUGCGCCGCCCACCCCUCUCAUGAAAAUAAUGCUCUUGUAAGAUGUCUCAAGUUGGGCCCUUAAAAUCAGAAGCUGCUUUUUAGGCUUUAAUCUAUUUAAAUCUUAAAGGUUUUUUUCACUACACAAGUUAAAUUUGGGAUAAUCUUGAAGUAUUUAGCCUUUGACUUGUAAAGCCGUCAUCUGUAUAGAAGUCUGGAAUUUGUUGGUAUUAAACUCAAAGGCUGCUAUCAAUGAGGAAUGAACUGGGCUCUGUACAGUGACUUAAAUUCAUAGGAUAUUCAGUGAAAAACGGUUUUAUAUAGGGAAGUGUAUUUUCAGAUUUUCAUCAUAUACAUAAAGAUGAAUGGAAUUCUCACUUUGAAGUUUUUGUGCUUGAUGCAAAAACAUUUUUUAUAGAUAAUGUUACAGAAGAUACACAUCUUUUUAUUUAUGUAUUUUAACCUUAAGAUCUGCCUUCUGUUUUAGUAUCAACUUAGUUAACAAAAAAAAGUGAUUGAUAUAUAUUUUAAACAAUUGUCACUGCAAGUCUAUUUUUUACUUUCUCUUCUAAACUCUAAGUGCCAUGACAUUAACUGUUAAUUUUUUUUAAGUUGUUAAAUGUGUAGAGGCUGUCUUAGCAUAUUUAGCAGGGAAAUCAGGCGUGGACAGUCAAGUACAGUAGGUUGUAUCUUGUAAAGAUAAACUGUCUACAUCAGAAUCAUGAUGUGUUUAUGUGGAGUAACCUCAUUUUUGUAUACAAAUUGGACUCUGGGUGCUCUUCUAGUUGAAUACUGUUGCUACUGUAUUUUUCUUCUUCACCUAGAACGCUAUUUUGAACAUUAUACUGUGUAAUCAUUUCCUGUAUUUGUGCACACAUUUUUUACUUGUCUUUUAAAUAAAAAAUUUAUAUUGGAGCAUA